AUGCGCUAUGUGGCAGCCUACCUCCUGGUCGUCCUUGGUGGCAACAAUUCCCCCAACUCCAAGGACCCGAAGAAGAUCUUGGACAGCGUGGGCAUCGAGACAGACGAGGAGCGGCUGAAGAAGGUCAUCAAUGAGCUGAGUGGCAAGAACAUAGAAGAUGUGAUCACCCAGGGGAGCAGUAAGCUGGCCUCCAUGCCCACCAGGGGUGCUGUCACUGUCGCUGCCAGUGCUGGCUCCACUGCCCCGGCUGCUGCUAGCGCUGCCCCUGCUUCCACAGAGGAGAAGAAGGAAGAGAAGAAAGAGGAGUCUGAGGAGUCCUGCGACGACAUGGGCUUUGGUCUCUUUGACGAAGCACCCCCUGAUCCUAGAGCGAAUAAACCUUUUAUUUAA
Vombatus ursinus (common wombat) is the source of this 390-nucleotide messenger RNA. Its product is annotated as 60S acidic ribosomal protein P2-like. NCBI's taxonomy places the organism in Eukaryota, Metazoa, Chordata, Mammalia, Diprotodontia, Vombatidae. The transcript has a single exon. Gene Ontology annotation, biological process: cytoplasmic translational elongation. The coding region runs from base 1 to 390 and encodes 129 amino acids. Gene Ontology annotation, cellular component: cytosolic large ribosomal subunit; ribosome. The record is from RefSeq and is a predicted model, not a curated record. Gene Ontology annotation, molecular function: structural constituent of ribosome.